UCCAAACAAGAAAAAAACAAAACCCAGUAGAAAAUUUGCACCCCCCAAUCGAUUCACCUUCACCACUAAAAGACUCCACUGCGAUGAAAUUCGAUUCAAGGGUCUUAAAAUGGUUAUGGGUAUCGAUUGUAAUGGAGGGUCAGAGUGUGAACGUGCGUACUGCGCAACAUGACAGUGCCAAUAUUUGUUAAUGGCUGAAAAGGGUAGCGCGCAGAGCUGUGAGAGCUAUUUUUGGGGCGCCCCAUAGUCGGCGGUGAUUGAUUCUCCAGCAGCUAAGGGAUUAAGGCAAGGCUUAGCGCGCUUGGUCUUUUCAAUCAUUUAAUGCUUUCUUCGAACGGUUCUGUGCCCGUUUUGGAGGGCAUCCGUAUUCACAUGAGAAGACUCUCCACCAGUUAGAGUCGAUGAAGAUGGCCCCUCAUUUUGCCAACGAGCUAACAUUCUCUUGGCUUGUUCUUGUCGAAGAGGCUUCUGUUUAUUAAGUAUAUCUUCACUAGGAUGAGGUUAUUGAAUCUUUUAGUGGGUUCUGUGAAUUCAGUACUCGUUGGUUUGCACCUUAUCUGAAAUGUAUGAAUCUUGAUUGUCCAAUCUGGAAUGCCCCCUUUGAUGCUUUUGGGUAUUUGUUCUCUGAUUCUUCUUCCUUUGCCACACCUUUGUGGAUUAUUGCUAGCUGAUGUUGUUUUUGGUUUGAUACUGCUUUUUGUUCCUUGAUUUACUGUAUUUGGAUCAUUUGUUCAUGCAAUUCUGUACUUGCUUCACAUUUUCAGGCGCUGUUACUCAAUCUUGAAGCACUUAGAUCUGAUACCUUUGUGGAUUAUUGCUAGCUGAUGUUGUUUUUGGUUUGAUACUGCUUUUUGUUCCUUGAUUUACUGUAUUUGGAUCAUUUGUUCAUGCAAUUCUGUACUUGCUUCACAUUUUCAGGCGCCUUCACUCAAUCUUGAAGCACUUAGAUCUGAUACCUCUGUGAAUUUAUCGCUAGCUGAUGUUGUUCUUGAUUGGAUAGCAUUUGAGGAAUAGUUAUUAUCCAGUUCAGAAUGAGGAUUAUAUGCAUUCUAGUAUUGAUGCUUCUCUCCAGUGGGAGUUCCUCAAUUGGAGAUAGCAGAAAUGUAUCCACGAGGCCUGAUGUUGUCAACAUUGGGGCUUUAUUCUCUUUCCAUUCUAUGAUAGGAAAAGUUGGAAAAAUCGCGGUAGAAGCUGCCAUCAAGGAUGUAAAUUCUGAUCCAUCCGUUCUUGGGGGGACGAAGCUGAAUCUUACUUUACAUGAUACCAAUUACAGUGGAUUUUUGGGCAUCGUUGAGUCCUUGCGUUUUAUGGAGACGAAAACCGUGGCCAUAAUUGGCCCCCAAAACUCUGUAACUGCUCAUAUAAUAUCUCAUAUUGCAAAUGAGCUGCAAGUUCCUCUGUUGUCGUUUUCGGCGACCGAUCCGACACUGUCAUCACUUCAGUUUCCUUUCUUUAUCAGAACGUCACAGAAUGAUCGGUAUCAGAUGGCUGCAGUAGCUGCAAUAGUAGACUACUUUGAAUGGAGAGAGGUGGUUGCCAUCUUUGUUGAUGAUGACCAUGGUAGAAAUGGUAUUGCUGCAUUGGGGGAUCAACUUAACGAGAAACGAUGUAAGAUCUCACUAAAAGUACCAUUGAAGCCCGAUGCGAGUCGAGACGAGGUCACUAAUGCACUUGUUAAGGUGACUUUAACCACGUCUCGAAUACUUGUUGUUCACACUUAUGAGUCCACAGGUAUGGUGGUGCUCAAUGUAGCUCAACAUCUUGGAUUGACUGGACCUGGCUAUGUAUGGAUAGCCACGAACUGGCUUUCUUUGCUACUCGACACGAAUUCUGCUCUUCCUCCUGGUUCCAUGGAAAGUAUUCAAGGACUUGUUGCUUUACGUCUUUAUACUCCAAAUUCUGCACUCAAAAGGAAAUUUGUUUCUAGGUGGACGAAUUUGACUAAUGGAAAGUCGUCGAGCGGCCAACUCGGAUUGAGUACUUACGGAUUAUAUGCGUAUGAUACUGUAUGGAUGCUUGCUCAUGCAAUCAACUCAUUUCUUAAUGAAGGUGGAAAUCUUUCAUUUUCAAAUCUUUCCAAGUUAACUUGGACUGAUGUUGGAGCUUUGAACUUGAAUGCCAUGAGCGUCUUCAAUGGUGGGAGGGCACUACUACAGAAUAUUUUAGACGUAAAUUUCACUGGAAUAACAGGUCCAGUUGAGUUCACUCCAGACCGGGACUUGAUUCGCCCUGCAUUCGAAGUGAUCAAUAUUAUCGGCUCAGGGGAAAGGCGAAUUGGUUACUGGUCUAACUAUUCUGGCUUGUCGAUUGUGCCUCCUGAAACCCUUUACUCAAAACCACCUAAUGAAUCCAGUUUAAACCAAAAGCUAUAUGAUGUGGUAUGGCCUGGACAAGCAGCAGAGAAGCCUCGCGGGUGGGCGUUUCCAAACGGUGGAGCGCAUUUGAGAAUUGGUGUCCCAAGACGAGUCAGUUACCAAGAAUUUGUCUCACAAGUAGAAGGAACUGACAUGUUCAGUGGCUACUGCAUUGAUGUCUUCACUGCAGCAAUUAACUUGUUGCCUUAUACGGUACCUUAUAAGUUAAUUGCUUAUGGGGAUGGCCUUACUAAUCCAAGAACAACCGAGCUUGUUCGCCAAAUCACGACCGGGGUCUUCGAUGCAGCGAUAGGCGACAUUGCAAUUAUCACGAACCGAACCCGGAUGGCGGAUUUUACACAACCAUACAUCGAGUCCGGCUUAGUAGUCAUAGCCCCAGUCAAGAAGUUGAACUCUAAUGCUUGGGCCUUUUUACGGCCGUUCACUGCAAAAAUGUGGUGUAUUACUGCUGUUUCUUUUCUUGUAGUAGGCGUAGUUGUUUGGAUUUUGGAGCAUAGGAUCAAUGAUGAUUUUCGUGGCCCUCCGAAGAGACAAGUUAUUACUAUUCUUUGGUUCAGCUUCUCAACUAUGUUCUUUUCUCAUCGGGAAAACACGGUCAGUACCCUUGGUCGCCUCGUGCUGCUCAUAUGGUUAUUUGUUGUUCUUAUUAUAAACUCAAGCUACACUGCAAGCUUGACCUCUAUCCUUACAGUUCAACAACUUUCUUCUUCUGUCAAAGGGAUUGAAACUUUGGUUUCAAACAAUGACCCAAUUGGGUACCAGCAGGGUUCGUUUACUCGAAACUACUUGAUUGAGGAACUUGGCAUUCACGAAUCGAGGCUUGUUCCACUCAUCUCAAUAGAACAUUAUGUUAAAGCCUUGAAUGAUGGUCCACAGAAGAAUGGUGUUGCUGCUAUUGUCGACGAGCGAUCAUAUGCCGAGCUCUUCCUUUCAACUCAUUGCGAAUUCAGUAUUGUUGGCCAAGAGUUCACCAAAAAUGGGUGGGGAUUUGCUUUCCAGCGCAACUCUCCUUUAGCAGUCGACAUGUCGACCGCUAUUCUACGACUGUCCGAAAAUGGGGAUCUUCAAAGAAUCCAUGAUAAAUGGUUAAUGAAAAGUGCUUGCACAUCACAAGUCUCCAAAUUUGAGGUGGAUCGACUUCAGCUCGAUAGCUUUUGGGGACUUUUUCUAAUAUGUGGAUUAGCCUGCUUGCUCGCUCUAGCGAUAUAUGUCUUUCAAAUGUUGCGCCAAUACAGCAAGCAUUACUCAGAAGAACUUGAAUCUUCUGAGCAAACCUCUCGAUCUCGAUCUCGAUCUAAAAGCCUGCAUAGAUUUCUUUCUUUUGCAGAUGAAAAGGAAGAUGUCUUUAAGAGUCGAUCCAAGCGACGACAGAUGCAGGAGGCUUCAGUUAGAAACAUGAAUGGAGAUAAUUCAGCAGACAGUUCAAGAAAAUAUGACAAUUGUGAUGCUGAUGGUACGUAUUGAUGCAUAUGAUCGGUAUGGGUUAGAAACAGGCAUCAUGGUUGCAUGUUGUUAGCGCUUACUCAUUUUCUUUAGCAACAAUAUCAUCAAGUACUGAGAGAGGACGAAAUUUAAGAGCCAAAAUUGAUCUUUGUAUUGUAACACUUUACAGUAAUUCAGAUCUAUUCAGCAAUAUUUACAAAUGUAUACAUGUAUAUUAGUACUCUAACCAUGCUACCAUAAUAAUUUUAGCAUUUUUUUCAAGA
Cucurbita maxima (winter squash) is the source of this 4081-nucleotide messenger RNA. Its product is annotated as glutamate receptor 3.6-like. The transcript has 8 exons. The coding region runs from base 1032 to 3839 and encodes 935 amino acids. Gene Ontology annotation, molecular function: glutamate-gated receptor activity. The record is from RefSeq and is a predicted model, not a curated record. Gene Ontology annotation, cellular component: plasma membrane. NCBI's taxonomy places the organism in Eukaryota, Viridiplantae, Streptophyta, Magnoliopsida, Cucurbitales, Cucurbitaceae.